Messenger RNA from Ctenocephalides felis (cat flea), 919 nucleotides. RefSeq names its product charged multivesicular body protein 1b-like. Bases 167 to 778 code for a protein of 203 amino acids. Gene Ontology annotation, biological process: late endosome to vacuole transport; endosome transport via multivesicular body sorting pathway; protein transport. NCBI's taxonomy places the organism in Eukaryota, Metazoa, Arthropoda, Insecta, Siphonaptera, Pulicidae. Gene Ontology annotation, cellular component: ESCRT III complex; multivesicular body. The record is from RefSeq and is a predicted model, not a curated record. The transcript is spliced from 5 exons.
ACGCUGUCAAAUACUUGUGAUGAAUUUGUAAAUAAAUUGUAAAUAAGAAAUUAAAUUUUUUGUUAAAAAUUAUAAUAGGACGUAAUUAGAAUUAUUUUGAAAAUAUUUGGUACUUUGGUAGAUUUAAUAACAUUUUUGAGAAUAAGGCUUCAACACGGGUAACGAAAUGUCUGCCUCGGCCAUGGAAAAACAUCUCUUUAAUUUAAAAUUUGCUGUAAAAGAACUGGAACGAAAUUCAAAAAGAUGCGAAAAAGAAGAAAAAGUGGAGAAAGCAAAAACAAAGAAAGCUAUUCAGAAGGGCAAUAUGGAAGGAGCAAGAAUACAUGCUGAAAAUGCAAUUCGACAAAAAAAUCAAGCAUUGAAUUAUCUUCGCAUGAGUGCCAGAGUUGAUGCCGUAGCUAGUAGAGUACAAACUGCCUUAACUACUAGAAAGGUUACUAAUUCUAUGGCUGGUGUUGUGAAAGCUAUGGAUGCAGCAAUGAAGGGUAUGAAUUUGGAAAAGAUCUCUGGUCUUAUGGAUAAAUUUGAAUCUCAAUUUGAAGAUUUGGAUGUGCAAAGUAGCUACAUGGAAAAUGCUAUGUCUACCACAACAACAACUACAGUUCCUCAAGGCGAUGUUGACCAACUUAUGCAACAAGUAGCUGAUGAGGCAGGCCUUGAAUUAAAUAUGGAACUGCCUCAAGGAAUAGGCUCAACUGCUAUAGGUGCAUCCACACAAGCUUCGCAAGAGCAAGAAGAAUUAACCCAAAGAUUGGCUAAACUCAGACAAUCAGAAUAACUAAAUUAUACAAAUUAAGAGUUACUGGAAAUAUAUUUGAAAUAUAACAUUAUUACUAUGUGGCACUUUCAAGUCAAAUUGGGCAUGUGAUAAAUAUUAAAAUUUGCUUAAGCUUUUAUUAAUACAAUAUUAUUAGUGCGC